Xyrauchen texanus (razorback sucker) is the source of this 1023-nucleotide messenger RNA. RefSeq names its product N-alpha-acetyltransferase 10-like. The transcript has 8 exons. Gene Ontology annotation, cellular component: NatA complex. The record is from RefSeq and is a predicted model, not a curated record. Gene Ontology annotation, molecular function: protein-N-terminal-glutamate acetyltransferase activity; protein N-terminal-serine acetyltransferase activity. The coding region runs from base 153 to 836 and encodes 227 amino acids. NCBI's taxonomy places the organism in Eukaryota, Metazoa, Chordata, Actinopteri, Cypriniformes, Catostomidae. Gene Ontology annotation, biological process: N-terminal peptidyl-glutamic acid acetylation.
CUGUUCUCACAUCAGUCUUCCGGUCGUGGGCAACAUGGUUGCAGAAGUGUAGCAAUUUCCAUCUGGCUGCGCAUCUGCUGAAGAGUUUUUGUGUCGUUUUGAGAGUUGUAUUCAUAGCAUAUACUAUAUUUAUAAACUAAUCCAGCGGCAAAAUGAACAUACGCAACGCGCGGCCGGAGGAUCUGAUGAACAUGCAGCAUUGUAACCUGCUGUGUCUUCCAGAGAACUAUCAGAUGAAAUAUUACUUCUACCACGGCCUCUCCUGGCCUCAGCUGUCAUAUAUAGCAGAGGAUGAGUACGGUAAGAUAGUGGGAUACGUUUUGGCCAAAAUGGAGGAGGAUCCUGAUGAUGUGCCACAUGGACAUAUCACAUCACUGGCAGUUAAACGCUCUCACAGGCGUCUUGGACUGGCACAGAAACUGAUGGAUCAGGCCAGCAGAGCCAUGAUUGAAAACUUCAAUGCUAAAUAUGUUUCUUUACAUGUUAGGAAGAGUAACCGGGCAGCCCUUCACUUGUACUCAAAUACACUCAAGUUUCAAAUCAGUGAAGUGGAGCCCAAAUAUUAUGCAGAUGGAGAAGAUGCUUAUGCCAUGAAGAGGAAUCUCACACAAAUGGCAGAUGAGCCCAGACCAAACAUUUAUGAUGUGCAGUUGCAGAAACCAGGUGUGCGUCUGUGGGGAUCAGAGAAUCUGGCAUCUCAGGACACAUCCGUGACUGGCCUCGUGGAGAAGCUGACGUUGCAGGAUGGAGACAGCGGAGGAGAGAGUAAAGAAAUGAGCGAGGUCAGCGAGGCCACGGAGAGCACAGACGUCAAAGACUCCUCUUCAGACUCUUAACUCGCAUAUCUGUAUUCACACAUCUUUUAGGCUUCAAAUCAGUGUUUAUAUGCACACCUGUGGUUUCUCUUUUAUUUAAUUUUUUAGAGUGCAGGAACAAGACCUUGUAAAAGAAGCUUUGAAGUUAUUUGUGAAAAAUUGGUCAAUAAAAUUAGAGAACAAACGUGUUUGGUGUUGUCCUGGCAAU